AAUGUAUUUAGGAACUUAAUCAGAUUCAGAUUAUUCCAACUCUUGGGUGAAAAAAAUGAUCUGCUGAAUUAUUAAAAAGCAGAUGAGAUUAACUCAGGUUGUGGACACUUAGCAUGGCUGGAGUUAACUCAGUAGGGGAGUCCUCCUCUCCUCUGGCCCCUGAAUGAUCUAGACCCCCAUGGUUCACGUGGCUCCCUCCUCCCCACCAGUCAGCUUUGAACGGGGCAGGAUGAAUGGCAUAGUGGACGAGAACUACGACAACGUUCGUCAUGACUGCUCUUUUAUGUUCACCUCCGAGUCCGUUGGAGAAGGACAUCCUGGAUUCUGAGUGGUCUACAACUGGAGCCAGAGGAAGAGUCAGGCUGCACAGAGGAUAUAAGAUUUGUGAUCAGAUCAGUGACGCAGUGCUGGAUGCUCACCUGAAGCAGGAUCCUGAUGCCAAAGUGGCCUGUGAGACAGUGUGUAAGACAGGCAUGGUGCUGCUCUGUGGUGAGAUCACGUCCACAGCUAACGUAGACUAUCAGCGUGUGGUGAGAGACACCAUCAGACACAUCGGUUAUGACAACUCCAACAAAGGCUUUGAUUAUAAGACCUGUAAUGUGUUGGUGGCUCUGGAGCAGCAGUCUCCUGAUAUUGCUCAGGGAGUUCACAUUGAUCGCCAGGAGACUGACAUUGGAGCUGGAGACCAGGGUCUGAUGUUCGGAUAUGCUACGGACGAGACUGAGGAGUGUAUGCCUCUGACCAUCGUCCUUGCUCAUAAACUCAACGCUAAGAUGGCCGAGUUUAGAAGAAACGGAACAAUUCCCUGGCUUCAGCCAGACUCCAAGACACAGGUCACAGUUCAUUAUAUGCAGGAAAAUGGUGCAGUGAUCCCCAAGAGGGUCCACACUGUGGUGAUCUCAGUGCAGCAUGAUGACAAUGUGAGCCUGGAGGACCAGAGGAGAGUCCUGAAGGAGAAGGUCAUCAAAGCAGUGAUUCCAGCAAAGUACCUAGACGAGGACACCAUCUAUCACCUGCAGCCCAGCGGCCGCUUCGUGAUUGGUGGACCACAGGGGGAUGCUGGAGUUACUGGCAGGAAGAUCAUUGUUGACACCUACGGUGGCUGGGGGGCCCAUGGUGGUGGCGCCUUCUCUGGGAAGGACUACACCAAGGUGGACCGCUCAGCUGCCUAUGCUGCCCGCUGGGUGGCCAAGUCUCUGGUGAAGGCCAAACUCUGCAGGAGGGUCCUGGUGCAGGUGGCAUAUGCCAUCGGAGUGGCUCAUCCACUGUCAAUCUCCCUCUUCACCUACGGCUCCUCCCAGAAGUCUGAGAAAGAGCUGCUGCAGAUCAUCAACAAAAACUUUGACCUCAGACCAGGCGUCAUCGUCAGGGAUCUGGACCUGAAGAGACCGAUCUACCAGAAGACGGCAUGUUACGGACAUUUUGGCAGGAAAGACUUCCCCUGGGAAAUCCCUAAGAACCUCAACUUCUAGUCACUUUAUAUAUGCGUGUGUAAAUGCGUGUAUGUGUGAGAGCAAGUGUUUGUGUCUCUAGGUGUGUGUUUAUGUGUUCUUGUCUGGCAGCUGUCAGAACAGUCAAGUUCAAGGGUGAGGAGCAGAUAAACCUCUGGUCUGUGUCAUUUCAUAGCCGUCAACUAAAAUGAUGUGCACGGUGACAUUUUUGUCACAUGCAGCAAAUGCUCACAGGCUACUGUAAAAUU
This is a messenger RNA of Cynoglossus semilaevis (tongue sole), 1699 nucleotides long. Its product is annotated as S-adenosylmethionine synthase. Lineage: Eukaryota; Metazoa; Chordata; Actinopteri; Pleuronectiformes; Cynoglossidae. The record is from RefSeq and is a predicted model, not a curated record. The transcript is spliced from 11 exons. Gene Ontology annotation, molecular function: ATP binding; methionine adenosyltransferase activity. Gene Ontology annotation, biological process: S-adenosylmethionine biosynthetic process. Bases 270 to 1472 code for a protein of 400 amino acids.